AUGGCAACGGGCACAAUCGACCUGACAGGCCUGGAGAAUGGGUCGACCAACAACCCGCUCGACACGGCCAAGGCCAACCUGCCGCUGCACAUGACGGUGGCGGCCUUCACGGGGAUAGCGUGGUACAACGUCCUGGAGCUGAACCUGGCGGUGUACCUGACGUUCCGGCGCAGGAGCGGGCUGUACUUUUGGUCGGUGGUGAGCAGCAUCUGGGGGAUAGCGGUGCACAGCUCGGCCUUCGUGCUGAAGCUGUACGGGGUGGUUCCGCAGUACGGCGUGACGGUGACGCUCAUCACGCUGGGGUGGUACGCCAUGGUGACGGGCCAGGCGCUGGUCCUGUACUCGCGUCUGCAUCUGGUGGUCGGCGACGUGCCUCGGCUGGUGACGGCCGUGCUGGCCAUGAUCGUCCUCAACGCCGUGUGCAUGCACGUGCCCAUGACGGUGCUCACGUACGGGUCCAACUCCCCCCACUGGCGGGACUUUGUCGACGGCUUCCGCGUCAUGGAGAAGCUCCAGAUGUCCGUCUUCUGCGUCCAGGAGUUCGCCAUCUCGGCUGUCUACAUCUGGGCCACCCUGCGCUUCCUGGGGGGCCCUGUCUGGCACCGCCGCCACGUCCGCUCCGUCAUGCUCCAGCUGUUCUGGAUAAACGUCGCAAUCAUAGCCAUGGACCUGGCCAUGCUCACCAUGGAGUACCUGGGGAGGUACUUCCUCGAAGCCGUCAUGAAGGGCGCCAUCUACAGCGUCAAGCUCAAGCUCGAGUUCGCCGUCCUCAACCAGCUCAUGCAGAUUGCCACCUCGUCCCGUAGACGCCAGCGUCGUGCCGCCCACCACCACCACCGUCACCACCAUCACCAUCAGCACCGCCGUCUUCACCAUCUCGAUCAUGCUGCCGCUUCCGGUCGCCAUGCCGGCCUUGAGGGCGAUGGCCGUCCCACCAGCUUCCGCGCAUGGCUAAAGCGCUUCGUCCCCGGUCCCGUGGCGACUACCUCGGACGACGACGUCAGUGACGACGACGAUAACAACAACUUCAUCUCGCCUUCGUUCUUCCAAAGCACAAACAACAACGACGACGACAACGAUGAAGAGAUCGCCAAUUCCGCUCCUCCCCCCCGUCGUCGUCACGCUGUUUCGCCUCCCUACGGCCGCAGCCGCAGCAUCGAGCAGAUCAGAUAG
Geosmithia morbida is the source of this 1173-nucleotide messenger RNA. RefSeq lists its product as uncharacterized. The coding region runs from base 1 to 1173 and encodes 390 amino acids. The transcript is spliced from 2 exons. Lineage: Eukaryota; Fungi; Ascomycota; Sordariomycetes; Hypocreales; Bionectriaceae. The record is from RefSeq and is a predicted model, not a curated record.